ACACACACAGACAGAUCGAGAGAGUGCUUUUAUUUGGUGUUGUGUGUUUUCUCUCUCUGUGGGAUAUGGGUUCACCCCAAAGCUGUUGAUCGGUUCCCCUUCUCUGUGGCUCAGUUGAGUGAGUUCUCUGGGAAGCACAGCCCUGGGAUUGCAGUCAAUGGAGUCCCACUGUUACCCACAGACAGAACACCACCGAUAGGAGUUCCUAAUUAACGGGAGGCACCGCCUGGAGAGAGAGAGGGAGAGAGAGAGGGAGAGACCAACCAACCAACCAACCAACACUCCCACAACACGGUGCAAGUUCAAGCCAACGCCAUGGGGAGCAAAGGGCAUUACAAGUAUCACUGGCAGAGCCACAAUGUCAAGCAUAGCGGGGUGGAUGAUAUGGUUCUCCUCAGCAAAAUUACAGAAGAUGGCAUUGUGGAGAACUUGAAGAAACGAUACAUGGACGACUACAUCUUUACAUACAUUGGGCCUGUGCUCAUCUCUGUGAAUCCGUUCAAACAAAUGCCGUACUUUGGAGAAAAGGAGAUCGAAAUGUAUCAAGGAGCGGCUCCGUAUGAGAACCCGCCUCACAUUUAUGCUCUCGCUGACAGCAUGUAUCGGAACAUGAUCAUCGACAGGGAGAAUCAGUGCGUCAUUAUCAGUGGCGAAAGUGGAGCUGGAAAGACGGUGGCUGCAAAAUACAUCAUGGGCUACGUUUCCAGAGUGUCAGGAGGUGGCCCCAAAGUCCAGCACGUCAAGGACAUCAUUCUACAAUCAAAUCCUCUCCUUGAAGCUUUCGGAAACGCUAAAACAGUGAGGAACAAUAACUCCAGUCGAUUUGGGAAAUACUUUGAAAUCCAGUUCAGCCCCGGUGGAGAGCCAGAUGGUGGAAAAAUCUCCAAUUUCCUACUGGAAAAAUCUAGGGUCGUUGCAAGGAAUCCCGGAGAACGAAGCUUCCACAUCUUUUAUCAGCUUAUCGAAGGCGCCUCCGCAGAUCAAAAGUCUAACCUGGGCAUUACCAACCUAGACUACUAUUAUUACCUCAACCAGUCGGGCUCCUACAAAGUGGACGACAUUAACGAUAAAAAGGAUUUUCAGGAAACCUUGCAUGCUAUGAACGUGAUCGGGAUCUUCUCCGACGAACAGGCCAUGGUCCUGCAGAUUGUAGCUGGUGUCCUUCACCUCGGGAACAUCAACUUCAAAGAGGUCGCCAACUAUGCCGCAGUGGAGAGCGAAGAGUUCCUGGCGUUCCCGACUUUUCUCCUUGGGAUUAAUCAGGAGCGUCUGAAGGAAAAACUGACCAGCCGGCAAAUGGACAGCAAGUGGGGAGGCAAGUCUGAGUCCAUUAACGUGACUUUGAAUGUGGAGCAGGCGUGCUACACCAGAGAUGCAUUAUCCAAGGCCCUUCAUUCCCGCAUCUUUGACUAUCUGGUGUAUUCCAUUAACAAGGCUAUGGAGAAAGAACAAGAGGAAUAUAACAUUGGUGUACUGGACAUUUACGGCUUUGAGAUCUUCCAAAAAAAUGGCUUUGAACAGUUCUGCAUCAACUUUGUGAAUGAAAAACUCCAGCAGAUAUUUAUUGAGCUCACUCUGAAAGCUGAACAGGAAGAAUAUGUGCAAGAAGGAAUUAAAUGGACGCCUAUAGAUUACUUCAACAAUAAAAUAGUCUGCGAUCUGAUAGAGAAUAAACUUAAUCCGCCGGGCAUUCUGAGUAUUCUGGAUGACGUGUGCGCAACGAUGCACGCGACGGGGGAUGGGGCGGACCAGACGCUGCUGCAGAAACUCCAGAUGCAGAUCGGGACUCACGAGCACUUCAACAGCUGGAACCAGGGGUUCAUCAUCCACCACUACGCAGGCAAGGUGUCCUACGAUGUGGAGGGGUUUUGUGAGCGGAAUCGGGACGUGCUUUUCAAUGACUUGAUCGAGCUCAUGCAGAGCAGUGAGCUUCCCUUCAUCCGUACAAUUUUCCCCGAAAAUCUACAAUCAGAAAAGAAAGGUCGACCCACGACGGCAGGCACCAAAAUCAAGAAACAGGCAAACGAUCUUGUGGCAACCCUGAUGAAGUGUACGCCCCAUUACAUCCGCUGCAUCAAACCCAAUGAAACCAAGAAGCCCAGGGACUGGGAGGAGAGCAGGGUUAAGCACCAGGUGGAGUAUCUGGGUUUAAAGGAAAAUAUCAGAGUGCGAAGGGCAGGCUACGCUUACAGACGAGUCUUUAAGAAAUUCCUACAAAGGUACGCAAUCUUGACCAAGGAGACUUGGCCAGCCUGGAGAGGUGAGGAGAAACAAGGAGUUGUCCACCUCCUCAGGUCCGUCAGUGUGGAUCAGGAUCAGUACCAACUGGGGAAAACAAAGCUCUUCAUCAAAGCCCCGGAGUCUCUCUUUUUAUUGGAGGAGAUGAGAGAGAGGAAGUACGAUGGAUACGCGCGGGCCAUUCAGAAGGCCUGGAGGAAAUAUAUCGCCAGAAAGAAAUACGUACAGAUGAGAGAGGAAGCGUCGAAUCUGCUGCUGAACAAAAAGGAAAGGAGGCGAAACAGCAUCAACAGGAACUUUGUUGGCGAUUAUAUCGGGAUGGAUGAUCGCCCAGAGCUCAGGCAGUUCAUAGGGAAAAGAGAGAAGGUUGAAUUUGCGGACACCGUCACGAAGUACGACCGAAGGUUUAAGACUGUGAAACGGGAUCUCGUCCUCACCCCAAAGUGCCUCUACAUGAUCGGGCGAGAAAAGGUAAAACAGGGGCCAGAGAAAGGCCAGGUGAAAGAGGUGCUGAAAAGGAGGAUGGAGGUCGAGAAGAUCCUCUCGGUGUCACUGAGCACAAUGCAGGACGAUUUCCUGAUUUUGCAUGAGCAGGAGUACGACAGUCUGCUGGAGUCGGUCUUUAAGACGGAAUUCCUCAGCCUCUUGGCCAAGCGCUACGAGGAGAAAACACAGAGGAAGCUGCAGCUGAAGUUCAGCAACACGCUCGAAGUGAAGGUGAGGAAGGAUAACUGGGGCCCGUGGGGGGCUGGCGGCUCUCGACAGGUUCAGUUUGUUCAAGGCCACGGAGCCGUGCCUGUCCUGAAAGCCAACAACAAGAGCCUGCAGGUCAGCAUCGGUCAGGGGCUGCCGAAGAAUUCCCGGCCCACAAGGAGGGACUUAACCCACGCCAGGACGAAAAGCGCCAAACCGAUCAAAGGACAAACCGCAUCGUUCCCAAUCCGUGCUGCGCCCCCUCCCCCAAAAGGUUCCCAUCAGAACGGAGUCGUAAAAAGCGCUUACGGCAACCCGCAGCGACCCUCCUCGAAUCUGCGAGGCGGUCACCGGAUGCCCACAGCGGCCACAGCCAACGACCGCCCUUCGCUGCCUGCGACCGGCACCAACUCCAAAGACAAGAGUUCCCGCGUCCAGCACAACCUGGAUUUCCUGAAAGUGCCGGAGCGAGGCGCAGCAGGGGAACACAGACAGACGACAAACCGCCCGACCCCAGGCGGAGGUCGGCCCAAACCGCAGCCCAAACCCAAGCCUCACGUGCCUCACUGCAAAGCCUUGUACGCUUACGACGCUCAAGACACGGACGAGCUCAGCUUUAAUGCCGAUGACGUUAUAGAGAUUGUUCGAGAAGAUCCAUCAGGUUGGUGGAUUGGCAGACUGCGAGGAAAGCAAGGAUUAUUCCCCAACAAUUACGUUGCCAAGAUCUAGAGCGGUGUUGUCUUCAAACUACAUGGACAAAACCAAAUAACAAAUCAAGACACUUUUGGAGAUAUGAACACUAACUUUUGAGAUGGCUGAAUUUUUAAGGGGGGGGGCCUUAGUACAAGUCUACAACCAGUGUAGGCUGGAGAUGCACAGCUGCUGUGAUAGCACUGAAGGAAAUGUAAUUUAUUGUAUUUAUAACCAUCCCCUGGAAUGAAGGCUUAUACACUAUUGUAGCAUUUAACUUGGACCAGAAAAAGGCCUAUAUAUAUAUAGGUUUAUUACUACUGUUCUAAGUGCCUGUUUGGCAACACCUUAUUAAUCUCUCAUUUUAGUCAAUGCUAAGUUUUCAAGUGUAUUGACAAAAGGUGAACCUUCCCUUUAAGAAGUAGUUUUUGAAUUGGGGAAUGAAAAGACAUUUGUUGCUGCCACAUAUGAAAGACUUGGCAGAGGAUACACCCAAAGGAAAGCCGGGGAUGUGUGGAGUGGGGAGCAAAUAAGAAAAAAUAUUCUCAAUUUAAAUAUUUAAAGCCACCAAAUGUCCUAACUGAUUAACUUGUGCACAAUAUGAAGGUUUAAUGGCAUUUUUGACUUCAGUACUGUAUAAAUGUAAGAUUACAAGUGCCUUUUAAGUAAGUGCAAAUGUGGCUGGUCCAUAUUUUAAAGUGCUUUUUUUCUGAUGUAAGUAGUGCAAAGGUUUUAGUGUACAUUAGGAAAAUGGGAAUCAAAAGGCAUUUAUCUAAUGCACUACUCAGCAGGUUUUAGGUUAUUCCAUAGGUUUGGGGAACACAAGACCCAUUUAUUCAUAUUUGUUUAUCAAUUGUGANUUUUUUAAUUCAAUAUAUAAAAACAGUCUGAAAGCAAUGCAUUAAGGAUGGAUGAUUUCUGGAUGGACAAUAAAAUUGUGCAUUUUACUAUC
Molecule: messenger RNA, 4573 nt
Organism: Callorhinchus milii (elephant shark)
Lineage: Eukaryota; Metazoa; Chordata; Chondrichthyes; Chimaeriformes; Callorhinchidae
Gene: myo1ea
Product: myosin IEa
Biological process (GO): actin filament organization; vesicle transport along actin filament
Cellular component (GO): plasma membrane; myosin complex; actin cytoskeleton
Molecular function (GO): microfilament motor activity; ATP binding; actin filament binding
Source: RefSeq, a predicted model, not a curated record